This is a messenger RNA of Grus americana (Whooping crane), 2232 nucleotides long. Its product is annotated as disintegrin and metalloproteinase domain-containing protein 32-like. NCBI's taxonomy places the organism in Eukaryota, Metazoa, Chordata, Aves, Gruiformes, Gruidae. Gene Ontology annotation, biological process: binding of sperm to zona pellucida; proteolysis; cell adhesion. The record is from RefSeq and is a predicted model, not a curated record. Gene Ontology annotation, molecular function: metalloendopeptidase activity. The coding region runs from base 1 to 2232 and encodes 743 amino acids. Gene Ontology annotation, cellular component: plasma membrane. The transcript is spliced from 20 exons.
AUGGGGCCGCGCAGGGCGAUGCUGCUGCUGCUGCUGCUGCUGUGCUGGCAGGCGCUGUCCCAGAUCACGGUCCCGCGGCGGCUGCCCGCGAACGCGACGGGAGAGGCGGACGCGGUGUCCUACGUCCUCAGCAUAGAGGGGAGGCCGUACACCAUCCACCUGCAGCAGCACAUCUUUUUAUCUGACAAUUUCAGGAUUUAUGUGUCUAAUGAGAAGGGAUCUUUGCGCUCUGACUCAACCCGUAUCAAGGGAGGCUGUCACUACUGGGGGUACAUCGAUGGCUUCCCCAGCUCAUCCGUGACCCUCAGCAUCUGCUCGGGGCUCAGGGGCCUGCUGCAGUUUGAGAACGUCAGCUACGGGAUUGAGCCCCUGGGUUAUUCUCCUUCUUUCGAGCACUUUGUGUAUCGAGUGAGCGAUGAGAACACGGCAGGUUCCCUCUUGGCCAGCAGCCCCCCAGGCGCCAGUGGAGACCAUUUUCUUUUUCAGCCACUACCAGCUGCAGUGCAAUCUCCCAAAUACCUGGAAGUGUACGUAAUUUUGGACAAGCCUUUGUACAACUAUAUGGGUUCAGACAGGAAUUCCGCAAUGCAGAAGAUAAUCCAGGUCUUCAAUUUAGUCAACAGCAUGUUUAAUCCUCUUAAUGUAACUGUUGUGCUGUCCUCCCUGGAGCUCUGGACGGAGGAGAAUAAAAUAUUGACAGCAGGGGAAGCAGAUGACCUUCUACAGCGAUUUUUACAGUGGAAACAGUCCUAUCUCGCUCUGCGGUCGUAUGACAUGGCUUAUCUAUUAGUGUACAGGGACCAAGCAGCGUACGCGGGCGCAACGGCUCUGGGAAAGGCGUGUCAGAGAGACGCUGCUGGCGCAGUGGCCGUGUACCAAGAGUCCGUGACGCUGGAGUCCUUCUCCAUCCUCCUGGCCCAGCUGCUGGGACGCAGCAUGGGCAUAAGAUACGACUCCCAGGACUGCCACUGCGGCGGGCGCAUCUGUAUCAUGAGCCCGGAGGCGCUACGUGUCAGUGGGGCAAAAGCCUUUAGCAGCUGCAGCAUCAGGGACUUUGGAACCUUCCUGAAGCACAAUGGAGGCGAGUGCCUUUUCAAUAGACCCCGCUUGAACGGAGUGUCCUACCGGAGAGCGGCCGUCUGCGGCAACGGCGUGGUGGAGCGCGGCGAGCAGUGCGACUGCGGGGGGGAGGAGGCAUGCUUGAAGGAUAAAUGCUGUACUAAAAGAUGUCAGUUUAAGCCGGGAGUGAAAUGUUCCUCCGGAUUAUGUUGUAAUGAAUGUCAGUUCAAGCAGAAGAACUCGCAGUGCCGCCCCCCCGCCGACGUGCAGUGUGACCUGGCCGAGUUCUGCAACGGGUCCUCCGCGUCCUGCCCCCCCGACCUGUACGUGCAGGACGGGCACGAGUGUGAGCACGGCACCGGCUACUGCUACAAGGGACGCUGCCGGUCUCCGGACCUGCAGUGCCGGCGGCUCUACGGGAGAGGCUCAAAAAAUGCUCCUGUGGCUUGUUACGAGGAACUCAACAGUCAGCAGGACAGAUUUGGACACUGCGGGUUCCAGCCCAGACAAGGCUACAAGUCCUGUGUUUGGAGGAAUCUCAGAUGUGGAAAGUUAAUCUGCACGUACCCGUACAGCACUCCAUUUCCAUCAGACGCUGCUGCUGUUCUUUACGUCCAAGUGCGUGAGCAUUUAUGUAUAUCUUUGGAUUAUUUGAAUGCACCAAAAAGGCUGGAUCCUCUUCUGGUUCCACCAGGUACAAAGUGCGGUUCUGGAAAGGUGUGUAUAAACAACACUUGUCACCCACAUUCAGUCCUGGGAUAUGACUGCGACAGCGAAGUGAAGUGCCACGGCCACGGCGUGUGCAACAACAAGAGACAUUGCCACUGCCACCCUGGCUGGAAGCCCCCUGACUGCCUACAGAAGGGAUCCCGCCUGGGGGGAAGCAUCGACAGCGGCCUCCAGGAGACGGACGGUGGCCUCUUGCUGCAGCGGGCACUGGAGGACGUGACGCUGGCCGGGCCGGUGUUGGGCUCCUGCCUCCUCCUGCUCAUCCUCGCCGGGGCCGUCUGCCUCGUCCUCAGGCAGCAGGGCCGGCGCUGCGGGCGGCAGCCCCUGAGCACGGGGGGCCCCGCCGGCGAGGAGGGCAGCGACCUCUCGGAGCCGGAGCCGGACCGGGACCCGGAGCCGGAGCCGGACCAGAACCCGGAGCCGGGGCGGUACCGCGGGCGCUAA